This is a messenger RNA of Histoplasma mississippiense, 702 nucleotides long. RefSeq lists its product with no specific name. Bases 1 to 702 code for a protein of 233 amino acids. The transcript is spliced from 6 exons. Lineage: Eukaryota; Fungi; Ascomycota; Eurotiomycetes; Onygenales; Ajellomycetaceae. The record is from RefSeq and is a predicted model, not a curated record.
AUGAAUAUUACAAAUCUCUCUGCUCGCCAAAUCAACCAUAUAUAUGCCAGAGCUCUUGAACGUGGCUUCAACCCUGAUCUCCUCUAUCUUACUAUCCGUGAUGAAUUCCUUCAAGAUGCCCCCCGCAGUGGCAGACCUACAAAACAGACUUCUUCUAUUCGAGAGCAAGUAUUAGCGAAGAAGAUUGGAAAAGAGUUAUAUGGUCAGAUGAGACAUCUGUUAUAUUGCUUCAUCACUGUAGAGGAUAUCGAAUUUGGAGAACCUCCAAGGAAAGAUUUUCUCGAAGUUGCAUACACGAGCGAUGGAAGGGGUCUUCAGAGUUCAAAUUCUGGGGUUGUUUCUCAUAUGAUAAAAAGGGUCCCUGUCACUGCUGGAGUCCGGAAACUGCUCAAGAAAAGGCUCAAUUUAUCACAUUCAACGGAUGCUCUGAAGAAAAUUGUAGCGUUUUUAGUGCUUAGAAAGAAAGAGAAAAGAGAUCAGAAGGAAAGGUUGUACGAAGGGGGUUCUUAUAGAGGGGAGAUCGGGGCGGAAGAAUAUCAGAAGCCGCCCCGCAGUGGAGCACGGAGCGGAAGAACAUUGAGGGUUACGCGGAAGAAUCGUUACAACUACGCGACUACGCGGGCGCGGAGCGUGAGGCAAAAGGGGUUGGUUGCAUACAAAGUAUCUAAAGAAUGUGAUCAAUAUACUGCUAUCAAUAAAUGA